CUCGCCACCAGCCAGAAAAUUACUCAUCAGCAUUUUUUUGUGUCUCGUUACCAUGGUAAAAUUGUUUCGAAAACAUUGCUGUCAUAUUUGUCAUGGCAACGAUUUUGGCCAGAAACAAAAUUUGCGAAGGCAUCUGAAAAAUGUUCAUGAUAUUCAACUUGAAGCUGGUGUGAAAGGCAACAUCCGGAAAGUGAAAGAUCAUUUGUUUGUUUCAAAUGAAAACGAUGCUGAUAAGACUGUAUUCGUUUGCCCUUCCUGUCCCAACUAUUUCUCGAAACUCGAAGAAUUGGAUUGCCAUGUUCCUGAACAUUUUAAAAUACUCAGUAAAGAUUCUGAUGCUGCGAGAGAACACAACGAGGAUGAAGACGAAGCAGAAGAUGUCGACGUAACCCUGCCUAUUGACGAGCUUAUGCCCAGCAAACCACCAUUACACUUCGAAUCAACAGCCAUAACACACAAUGAAACACGAACAUAUUCAGACGCGACGCUUUCCGCAAUGGGUGCAAUGGAUUUACCGGAUGACGAAAAGCAGAAGAAAUUGCUGAUUGCAGAACUCGCCGAUUUGCACCCAAUGGCGAUCUUUGAUAAAAACAAUAGGGAACAUAAUAUGCUUGGUCAUUCCGCAACCAUUUCUAGCCUCUUGGCUUCACAAUUUGGUUACCAGGCUCCAGCGUUCAAAGCAAUCACACCGAUGAAGCGCAGUUAUUUCCAAAUGUUGGAUGCAGGCGACCAACGACCUGCUGCAUCCAUUUUAUCCCAUCUGAUCGCUAACAGCCAUCUGACAUGUCUCUCUGCAACAGAUUAUACGGAAAUGGAUGAAAAUAUCGCCACCAUAUUGAACAUUGAUUGGACACGGCGUCCGUGGAUGCGUGUAGUUUGUGCUCGUGCAAUGGAGGGACUGAUUCUUGUCAAUAGGCGUGAAGGUCUGCUUGUGAAUUGUGCAGAAGUGUACAGUCGAUAUCCCACAUUGGAUGCUCAUCAUGAACAAACCAAGAUCAAGCGCUAUCAACCCUUAAACACAACCUUACCGCAUCCAACUACGAAAUACCCAAAUGUGGAGCUGUUCAUUGUCGAAAAAGAUAACAGUCAUAAACUUGAACUUGGCACGAAAACAAUGAAUGUCCUCAUUACAUCAUCCAUCCGAAUUGACAAAAAUCAGCCCCCAGCUGUCGGUCCAUCCAGCGCAAAUGGGUUCAGUGUCAGCAAAGAUACCAUCAUCUUUAUCCGACGAUCGUUUAUUAAAUGGUAUGGCGAUCUGCGACAACGAGGAUUCAACGAUCUGUCCAUCCGCGAAUUAUAUCCAUUUGACGAGUACGCGCAAUUACGACAAGUGCGGUCCAAGUUCCACAGAACCACCACUUAUCUUCUUUCUCGAUCAUGUUCCAUCUUCGCAAACGAUCUGUGCUCGCGGCCUGUUACGAUCUGGACACUUGCCGACCACAACACCGGUACGAACAAGGAUUCAGAUGCAAAAAUAGCAUCCCAGUUGUUUCGAGUAGUCGCGGCAUCUGUUUGGGAACAAGGUGAAAACGCUAUCCUUAGCCGACAUUGUGUUAAUGAUCAACAAAAGAAAUGCAAGACGAACGGCAAAGUUUGGAAUAUUAUGGAUGAGAUUCUCAGUCUGUUCAAUGACAGCUCAACCACCAACAUCAUUGGCAAUGAACAACUCAAUCGUCCUUUGACCAAUUUGGCGAAUGAAAUAUCGCCCUCUCUCAUCACUGCAAAUGCCGAAGUGACGCGCACCGUUUGUCAAAUCUUCGCCAUAUGAAUAAACAAUUUUUCUCAUGGAGCAGCGAAUCAAAGUGGAUAUCAUUGUCAAUAAAACAAAUGACGUACAAAUAUCUCCUGUAUGCGAUGAACUUUGAAUAUUCAUGUGUUCUGCCGUGGGAUAUAGUAUAAGAGUUUCUGC
Molecule: messenger RNA, 1909 nt
Organism: Zychaea mexicana
Lineage: Eukaryota; Fungi; Mucoromycota; Mucoromycetes; Mucorales; Lichtheimiaceae
Exons: 2
Coding region: 53-1768 (571 amino acids)
Source: RefSeq, a predicted model, not a curated record